GGAGGGGCGCUGGGGAAGGGGGAGGGGAUCCCAGUUUGGCCCAGUUUGGCCCCAGUUCCCGGUUUGGCCCCAUUUCCCGGUUUGGCCCUGGCCCAGUUCCCCGGUGUGGCCCCGUCGCAGUUUGGCCCCAGUGCUGAUUUCCCCCUCUCCCAGUUUGGCCCCAGUUGCUGGUGUCACCCUGUCCCAGUUUGGCCCCAGUUCCCAGUUUGGCCCUGGCCCAGUUUGGCCCCAGUUCCCGGUUUGGCCCUGGCCCAGUUCCCCGGUGUGGCCCCCUCCCAGUUUGACCCAGUGCUGAUUUCCCCCUCUCCCAGUUUAGCCCAGUUUGGCCCCAGUUCCUGGUGUCGUCCUGGCCCAGUUUGGCCCCAGUUCCCGGUUUGGCCCUGGCCCAGUUCCCCGGUGUGGCCCCGUCCCAGUUUGGCCCAGUGCUGAUUUCCCCCUCUCCCAGUUUGGCCCCAGUUCCCGGUGUCGUCCUGUCCCAGUUUGGCCCUGUUCCAGUUUGGCCCAGUUUGGCCCCAGUUCAUGGUGUGGCCCCGUCCCAGUUUGGCCCAGUCCCACAGUCCCAGUUUGUCCCAGUUUGACCCUGUCCCAGUUUGGCCCCAGUUCCCAGUUUGGCCCUGUCCCAGUUUGGCCCCAUUCCCCUCUCCCAGUUCAUCCCAGUUUGUCCUAGUCCUGAUUUCCCUCUCUCCCAGUAUGUCCCACUUUGACCCUCUCCCAGUUUGGCCCCAGUUCCCAGUUUGGCCCUGGCCCAGUUUGGCCCAGUUCCCGGUGUCGUCCUGUCCCAGUUUGGCCCUGUUCCAGUUUGGCCCAGUUUGGCCCAGUUUGGCCCCAGUUCAUGGUGUGGCCCCGUCCCAGUUUGGCCCAGUCCCACAGUCCCAGUUUGUCCCAGUUUGACCCUGUCCCAGUUUGGCCCCAGUUCCCGGUGUCACCCUGUCCCAGUUUGGCCCCAUUUCCCAGUUUGGCCCUGGCCCAGUUUGGCCCAGUUCCCAGUUUGACCCUGUCCCAGUCUGGCCCAGUUUGGCCCAGUCCUGAUUUCCCUUUCUCCCAGUUUGUCCCAGUUCCUGGUGUCAUCCUGGCCCAGUUUGGCCCCAGUUCCCAGUUUGACCCUGUCCCAGUUUGGCCCCAGUUCCCCGCGUGACCCCGUCCCAGUUUGGCCCAGUUUGGCCCAGUUUGGCCUCAGUUCCCGGUGUCAUCCUGUCCCAGUUUGGCCCCAGUUCCCCGCGUGAUCCCGUCCCAGUUUGUCCCAGUCUGCCCCCAUUUCCCAGUUUGGCCCCGUCCCAGUUUGUCCCAGUUUGCCCCCAUUUCCCAGUUUGACCCCGUCCCAGUUUGUCCCAGUUCCCCGGUGUCACCCUGUCCCAGUUUGGCCCAGUUCCAGUUGGAUCCUGGCCCAGUUUGACCCAGUCCGGAUGGGCCCCAGUCUGUCCUGUCCCAGUUUGACCCAGUCCCAGGCUCCCAGUUUGGCCCAGUCCAGGUGUCCUCCUCUCCCAGUUUGUCCCAGUUUGUCCCAGUUCUGUUCUCUCCCAGUUUAUCCCAGUUCCCAGUUUGGCCCUGGCCCAGUUCAGCCCAGUUUGGCUCCGUCCCAGUUUGUCCCAGUUCGUCCCAGUUUGACCCUGUCCCAGUUUGGCCCAGUUGGUCCCAGUCCCCAAUUUCCCCCUCUCCCAGUCCCGCUGUCCCCCAGUCCCAGUUGGUCCCAGUUCAUCCCAGUUGGUCCCAGUCUCUGGUUUCCCCCCUCUCCCAGUUCAUCCCAGUUCCUCCCAGUUAAUCUCAGUUCAUCCCAGUUUAUCCCAGUUUGUCCCAGUCCCGCUGUUCCCCUCUCCCAGUUGGUCCCAGUUGGUCCCAGUUGGUUCCAGUUUGUCCCAGUUUGUCCCAGUUGGUCCCUGUUUCUCCCAGUCUCCAGUUUCCCUUUCUACCACUUGGUCCCAGUUCAUCCCAGUUCAUCCCAGUUUGUCCCAGUUCAUCCCAAUUUGUCCCAGUCUCCGGUUUCCCCCUCUCCCAGUUCAUCCCAGUUUAUCCCAGUUCAUCCCAGUUUGUCCCAGUCUCUCCCUGGUUCCGGUUCCCACGGGGAGGGGGCGGGGCCAACUUCCGGUGGGCGGGGCCUGACCCCAAACUGGGACCCCAAACUGGAACUGGGAUCCCAAACUGGGAGCCCAAACUGGGACUGGGAUCCCAAACUGAGACCCCAAACUGGGACCUCAAACUGGGACUGGGACCCCAAACUGGGAAUGCCGACCCCAUACUGGGAACCCAAACUGGGACUGGGAUCCCAAACUGGGACUGGGAUCCCAAACUGGGAACCCAAGCUGGGAUCCCAACCCCAAACUGGGACUGGGACCACAAACUGGGAACCCAAACUGGGAUCCCAACCCCAAACUGGGACCUCAAACUGGGACCCCGAACUGGGACUGGGACCCCAAACUGGGACCCCAAACUGGGAACCCAAACUGGGACUGGGAUCCCAAACUGGGACUGGGACCCCAAACUGGGAAUGCCAACCGCAAACUGGGAACCCAAACUGGGAUCCCAGCCCCAAACUGGGAAUCCAAACUGGGAACCCAAACUGGGACUGGGAUCCCAAACUGGGAACCCAAACUGGGAAUGCUGACCCCCAACUGGGACCCCAAACUGGGACUCCAAACGGGGACUGGGACCCCAAACUGAGAACCCAAACUGGGACUGGGAUCCCAAACUGGGAACCCAAACUGGGAAUGCUGACCCCAAACUGGGACCCCAAACUGGGACCCCAAACUGGGACCGGGACCCCAAACUGGGACCCCAAACUGGGCCCCGCCCUCUUUCCCAAGCCCCGCCCCUUUUCCCAUCAGCCCCCGCGGGGUCCCCGGAGGUCACGGAGCCGCGGGCCGGGGUGGGGGAGGGGCGGGGCGCGCCCCGCUAAUUAACGCCAAUUAACGCCCUCGUUAAUGAGCUCGAGCCGCCGGGGCGGGUUGGGCCCGGUGACGUCAUCGUUGCGAAA
This is a messenger RNA of Corvus hawaiiensis (hawaiian crow), 2968 nucleotides long. Its product is annotated as vegetative cell wall protein gp1-like. NCBI's taxonomy places the organism in Eukaryota, Metazoa, Chordata, Aves, Passeriformes, Corvidae. The record is from RefSeq and is a predicted model, not a curated record. The coding region runs from base 1404 to 2894 and encodes 496 amino acids. The transcript has 3 exons.